Molecule: messenger RNA, 2499 nt
Organism: Durio zibethinus
Lineage: Eukaryota; Viridiplantae; Streptophyta; Magnoliopsida; Malvales; Malvaceae
Product: mannosyl-oligosaccharide 1,2-alpha-mannosidase MNS1-like
Biological process (GO): mannose trimming involved in glycoprotein ERAD pathway; carbohydrate metabolic process
Cellular component (GO): endoplasmic reticulum; Golgi membrane
Molecular function (GO): calcium ion binding; mannosyl-oligosaccharide 1,2-alpha-mannosidase activity
Source: RefSeq, a predicted model, not a curated record
CGUAAUUUUAGCAAAAGAAAAGUGUUCCAUGAAUCCAUGAGUGAUGAUCCAACCACAAUCCAGCAGAGCCAGAAAUCGACGUGACUACUGAAUUUCUAGUGGAUGGUUUAACGUCAAGCUUUACAUUACAUUGGUUCGUACUUGACUUUAAUUAAUUUAAUUUCCUAAACGCCACCGCUUUUAAUUUAAUUUAAUUUAAUUAUUUUUCUCUCCUUGAAGACUUUUUUUCUUUUUCUACCAUUUACUUUUGCUGUUCCACCCUGUCUACCUUCUUCCUCAACUCCAUUUUAUCCUUUUGUUUUAGAAGAUACUAUAAUUAUUAUUAUUUAAAGAAAAAAAUAAAAAAAUGGCGAGGAGUAGAUCAACUUCGUCUUCGAGUAAAUUGAGAUACUGUAACCCUUCGUAUUAUUUGAAAAGACCGAAGCGUUUGGCUUUGCUUUUGAUUGCAUUUGUUUCAGCUACUUUUUUCGUCUGGGAUCGUCAAACUCUCGUUAGAGAACACGAGGUUGAAGUGUCCAAGUUGACUGAUGAAGUGCAUCGAUUACAAAAUAUGCUGGAGGAAUUAAAGAUGAAGGUGGUGCCAAAUGAUCCCAUUGAAAUGCAAAGAAGAGAAAAGGUGAAGGAAGCUAUGAUUCAUGCCUGGAGUUCAUAUGAGAAGUAUGCAUGGGGCAAUGAUGAACUUCAGCCUCAGUCAAUGAAUGGAGUCAAUAGCUUUGGUGGUCUUGGAGCAACAUUAAUAGACUCUCUUGAUACUUUAUAUAUUAUGGGUCUAGAUGAGCAGUUCCGAAGAGCAAGAGAGUGGGUUGCAAACUCAUUGGAUUUUAAUAAGGACUAUGAUGCCAGUGUUUUUGAAACAACCAUAAGAGUUGUUGGUGGACUUCUUAGUGCAUAUGAUCUUUCAGGCGACAAGGUUUUCCUUGAAAAAGCUAGAGAUAUUGCUGAUAGAUUGCUACCUGCCUGGGAUACUCCUACUGGGAUCCCCUAUAAUGUUAUCAACUUGGCUCAUGGAAAUGCACAUAACCCUGGAUGGACUGGGGGCGAAAGUAUUCUUGCAGAUUCAGGGACAGAGCAACUAGAGUUUAUUGCUCUUUCGCAAAGAACAGGAGAUCCCAAGUAUCAGGAGAAGGUGGAGAAGGUUAUAGUUGCGCUUAAUAAAACUUUUCCAGCAGAUGGUUUGCUUCCCAUCUAUAUUAAUCCUGACAGAGGAACUGGUUCAUACUCUACUAUAACUUUUGGUGCUAUGGGUGACAGCUUCUAUGAAUAUCUGCUCAAAGUAUGGAUACAAGGAAACAAAACAUCAUCUGUAAAAUUUUAUAGAGAUAUGUGGGAGAUAUCAAUGAAAGGUCUACUGAGCUUAAUUAGAAGAUCAACACCAUCAUCUUUUGCAUAUAUCUGUGAGAAAAAUGGGGAUUCACUGACAGACAAGAUGGAUGAAUUAGCAUGCUUUGCUCCAGGAAUGCUGGCUUUAGGGUCAUCUGGUUAUGGUCCUGGGGAGGCAAAGAAAUUUUUUUCACUUGCUGAAGAGCUUGCUUGGACUUGUUACAAUUUCUACCAGUCCACACCAACAAAAUUAGCUGGAGAGAAUUAUUUCUUUAAUUCUGGACAAGACAUGAGUGUGGGUACAUCCUGGAACAUAUUGAGACCAGAGACUAUUGAAUCGCUCUUUUACCUGUGGCGCUUAACUGGUAACAAGACAUAUCAAGAGUGGGGUUGGAAUAUAUUUCAGGCAUUUGAAAAGAACUCCAGGAUAGAAUCUGGAUUUGUCGGCCUGAAGGAUGUUAACACUGGUGUUAAAGACAACAUGAUGCAAAGCUUUUUUCUCGCGGAGACGCUGAAAUAUCUCUAUCUUCUUUUCUCACCCCCUACAGUCAUCCCAUUGGAUGAGUGGGUAUUCAACACAGAAGCACACCCUUUAAGAAUCAUUAACCGCAACGAUGCAAAUUUUGCAGAAUCCAAAGGGCAACGUAAACCAGUGAUUAGAAAACAAGGCAGGAAGACAGGUCGACUGGGUGGUAAUUAGGGUUCAUUUGCAGUUCAAUGUUUUUGGCUGACCUCACUCAUAUGAUUUUAGACCUCAAAUAGAUGACAAGCUCAAAGUUUUACCGUUGUACUUUCUUGAAAUAGAAGAAGAGUCGGUCUCCGGCUCCCAUCAGGGAAGCAUGCCGCUCAAACUAAAUCCUUCGUUCCAGGUUUAGUGCAGACUGUUGUAUCAUUUAUUCGUAUGGCUUGAAAUGCCAUCUCUUUUUCCUAUAAAAUGGAUAUCUAGCAAAGAAUGUAGUCAACAAGUUUACAGUCAUUUCUCGAGGCGUUUCUCAUACAAGUUUUAACAGGCUUUGUGUAGGAUCUCCGUUCGGAGUCCUUGUGAACGAAACGAAUGUUUUAUUUACAUUUUCGCAUUUUACAUAUAAGGUAAUAGUCAUCCGAAUGAUUUGCUUCAUUUUAGGCGCUAUUUCUUCAUUGGUCUUUUGACAUAAAUUGCUUCACCCUUUUUUAGUAUUC